GUAAGUUCCCCGGAAGUGUAACAUACAACAAAAUGGACGCGUCGUUUGCUAAAUGAGCAUGAGAAAGAAAAACAACCUGAAUUGAUGAAUGAGAAGAGUUCCCCCUUUUGUCGUAACUUAAUUGUUCGCGGUUGUUUCUAUUCAUACGUUUGAACUCAUGGCAAGCACCCUGGACUUCAGGACCCACGCGGACCAGUCAUGCAGAUAUUCAGAGGAGUUUGUCAACAUUUAUUACGACUGCAUGGAUAAGAAAAGGAGGAACUUGACCCGACUCUAUCUUGACAAGGCGACCUUGGUGUGGAAUGGCAACGCGAUCUCUGGACAGGAUGCCCUGGGCGAGUUUUUUGAGUCACUGCCAUCGAGCGAGUUCCAAGUUCACACGCUGGAUUGUCAACCAGUCCACGAACAAGCAACCCAAGGCCAGACUACUCUGCUUGUGGUGACUGGCGGGAUUGUUAAGUUUGAAGGAAACAAACAGCGCUUCUUCAACCAGAACUUUCUUCUAACAGCUCAGGCUACGCCCAACAAUGACCAGCCUGUUUGGAAGAUCGCUAGUGACUGCUUCCGAUUUCAAGACUGGAACAGCUGAGGUUCCUGUCAUCCCUGGUUCCUCUAAAAAAAAUCUGUUAUCGAUCUUAAAAAUGAAGGUGUCAUUUAUACAUUUGUUUUUGUAAUAAAAUGCGAAAAAGCACAGAAUACAAACUUUAUUUUUGAAAUGUUGAACAAGACGUGACCAGAAUGAUGGAGUAAUAAAUACAAGAACUGUAAAGUGGA
This is a messenger RNA of Mugil cephalus (flathead mullet), 774 nucleotides long. RefSeq names its product nuclear transport factor 2-like export factor 2 (gene nxt2). Gene Ontology annotation, biological process: protein import into nucleus. The record is from RefSeq and is a predicted model, not a curated record. Lineage: Eukaryota; Metazoa; Chordata; Actinopteri; Mugiliformes; Mugilidae. The transcript has 4 exons. Bases 158 to 589 code for a protein of 143 amino acids. Gene Ontology annotation, cellular component: nuclear pore central transport channel.